Cyclocybe aegerita is the source of this 711-nucleotide messenger RNA. The record is from the annotation of a GenBank genome assembly. Lineage: Eukaryota; Fungi; Basidiomycota; Agaricomycetes; Agaricales; Hemipholiotaceae.
AUGCAACAAACACUCUCAUGCCACCAACGGAUAAUCACGACAUCAACGACAUCGAUUGGGGCCGCACUGCCUGGGUCUGAGGGCGCCUUCGCCCGCGAUUUUUCGGAUGGAAGCGGGGCCAUCAAGUGUAACAACUCAUCCUGCCCUUCGAAAAGAGGCCGCAAGAAGAGGAAAGGCGUCGUUGCACCAUUCGCGUGCACGGGUUGUCAGGGGGCGUUCUAUUGUUCUCAAGACUGUCAGAAGGCAGACUGGGAGAACCACAAGCCGGCAUGUAAACAAGAACACCCUCAGCGCUUCACUAUCCUCAAAAUGGCAGGACGCCUUCGCAAAACCGAGAGCAUCAUGCUCAAACUGCGUAUCGCCAUCGCCUUCGACAUGCUCGACCAAAUCUCCCCCACCAGCAAGCCCUCUCACCACACGAUCAGAGAACAAUGCGUCUACCUGUACCUCCACCCGACAUCCCGGGAAUUAUUCGAAGCGAUGUCAUCCCCGCUAUACGACCUGAACGCCCUUAUCAGCCUCCCGGCGCCCCAGGGUCGCUUGCAGCUGGCCAUGGUCGGGCCCCCAGAUAUGAAGGAGCUCGACCACCCUUUGUUGGACGAGGUCCGCAUCCGGAUCUGGACGCGAAUGCGGGCGUUACUCGACGCGUCGGGGAACCGGGACGCAUUUGUGGUCUACACGCACUUUAUCUAUGGACCCAAUCCAUCCUGA